Molecule: messenger RNA, 7495 nt
Organism: Heterocephalus glaber (naked mole-rat)
Lineage: Eukaryota; Metazoa; Chordata; Mammalia; Rodentia; Bathyergidae
Gene: Acan
Product: aggrecan
Biological process (GO): central nervous system development; cell adhesion; positive regulation of neuroblast proliferation
Cellular component (GO): synapse; perineuronal net
Molecular function (GO): calcium ion binding; hyaluronic acid binding
Source: RefSeq, a predicted model, not a curated record
UCCCCGCGCUUCCAGAGGGGGCUCGCAGAGCUGAGGACGCGCUCGCCCUGCUCAAGGUCCCUCCCUCGCUUCCUCCGUACCGGCACCAGACGCGGGUGCCAAGGGGCUCCGGGCACCUUUCUGUGUCCCUUCCCUCGAUCAGCCGCUACUCCGCAACCCAGCCGCUGCCGCUGCGGCCACCGCCCGAGGGGACCUACGGACCGGAGGAGGGGUGCGCAGCGCCCGCUCAGAGCGUCCCCUCCAGUGCGCAGCGAGACCCAGGCCUCCGGGCCCCGAGAGUCCCUGGCCAGGUGCACGGGACUGAAGUUUUUGGAGGAGGGAGCCCAACUCUUCAAGGUGAACUAUGACCACUUUACUCUUGGUUUUUGUGACUCUGAGGGUCAUCACGGCUGUCAUCUCAGAAGAAGCUUCAGGCCAUGACAGUGCGCUGAGUGUGAGCAUCCCCCAGCCGUCCCCGCUGAAGGUCCUCCUGGGGACCUCACUCACCAUCCCCUGCUACUUCAUCGACCCCGUGCACCCCGUGACCACCGCCCCCUCCACUGCCCCCCUUUCCCCGAGGAUCAAGUGGAGCCGCGUUUCCAAGGAGAAGGAAGUGCUCCUGCUGGUGGCCACUGAGGGGCAUGUCCGGGUCAACAGCGCCUACCAGGACAGGGUCUCGCUGCCCAGCUACCCAGCUAUCCCCAGCGAUGCCACCUUGGAAAUCCAGAACCUGCGCUCGAACGACUCUGGGGUCUACCGCUGCAAGGUGAUACAUGGGCUCGAGGACAGCGAGGACAGCUUGGAGGUCAUGGUGAAAGGCAUCGUGUUCCACUACAGAGCCAUCUCCACGCGCUACACCCUUGACUUCGACAGGGCCCAACGGGCCUGCCUGCAAAACAGCGCCAUCAUCGCCACGCCAGAGCAGCUACAGGCCGCCUACGAGGACGGCUUCCACCAAUGUGACGCCGGCUGGCUGGCUGACCAGACUGUGCGGUACCCCAUCCACACUCCCCGGGAAGGCUGCUACGGAGACAAGGAUGAGUUUCCUGGGGUGAGGACCUACGGCAUCCGGGACACCAAUGAGACCUAUGACGUGUACUGCUUCGCUGAGGAAAUGGAGGGCGAGGUCUUCUAUGCGACGUCCCCGGGAAAGUUCACCUUCCAGGAGGCCGCCAGCGAGUGCCGACGGCUGGGCGCGCGCCUGGCCACCACGGGCCAGCUCUACCUGGCUUGGCAGGGUGGCAUGGACAUGUGCAGCGCCGGCUGGCUGGCCGACCGCAGCGUCCGCUACCCCAUCUCCAAGGCCCGGCCCAACUGCGGGGGCAACCUCCUGGGCGUGAGGACCGUCUACCUGCACGCCAACCAGACCGGGUACCCUGACCCCUCAUCCCGCUACGACGCCAUCUGCUACACAGGUGAAGACUUUACAGACAUCCCAGAAAAUUUCUUCAGUGUGGGUGGUGAGGAGGACAUCACCAUCCAGACGGUGACCUGGCCCGAUGUGGAGUUGCGUCUCCCUCGAAACAUCACAGAGGGGGAAGCUCGAGGAAACGUGAUCCUCACAGUGAAGCCCAUCUUUGAGGUCUCCCCCACCGCCUUGGGGCCCGAGGAGCCCUUCACAUUUGCCCCAGACGUGGAGGCCACGGCUACCUUCCCUGAGGCUGAGAAUGAGACUGAAGAGGUCACCAGGCCCUGGGGCUUUCCUGAGGAAUCCCACCGCACCGCCUUCACCCGUGAGGACCUGGUCCUGCCGAUGACCAUUGCCCCAGGUGCAGCAGAGGUCCCUGGGCAGCCCCGUUUGCCAGGUGGGGUUGUGUUCCACUACCGCCCCGGGCCCACCCGCUACUCGCUGACCUUUGAGGAGGCGCAGCAGGCAUGCCUGAGCGCGGGUGCCAUCAUGGCCUCCCCAGAGCAGCUCCAGGCUGCCUACGAGGCAGGCUACGAGCAGUGUGAUGCUGGCUGGCUGCAGGACCAGACUGUCAGAUACCCCAUUGUGAGCCCACGGACACCGUGUGUGGGUGACAAGGACAGCAGCCCCGGGGUGAGGACCUAUGGCGUGCGCCCAUCAUCAGAAACCUAUGAUGUCUACUGCUACGUGGACAAGCUCGAGGGGGAGGUAUUCUUCACCACAAGCCUGGAGCAGUUCACCUUCUACGAGGCACUGGCAUUCUGUGAAUCACAAAACGCCACACUGGCCUCCACUGGCCAGCUCUACGCAGCCUGGAUCCGCGGCCUGGACAAGUGCUACGCCGGCUGGCUGGCCGACGGCAGCCUCCGCUACCCCAUCGUCACCCCACGGCCAGCCUGUGGAGGGGACAAGCCGGGCGUGAGGACAGUCUACCUCUAUCCCAACCAGACAGGCCUCCUGGACCCGCUGUCCCGCCACCAUGCCUUCUGCUUCCGAGGUGUUCCAGUGGCGCCCUCUCGGGGAGAAGAGGAGGGUGGCACACCCACACCCUUUGCAGGUGUAGAGGACUGGAUCAUCACCCAAGCGGUGCCUGGUGUGGCAGUUAUUCCCUUAAGGGAGGAGACAACUGCAGUUCUAGACUUCACCACUAAGCCAGAAAACCAGACGGAAUGGGAACCGGCCUACACUGCAGUGGGCUCCUCCCCUCUGCCAGGGGUCCCACCCACGUGGCCUCCCACGGGCACAGCAGCAGAGGAAAGUACAGUGAGCCCUGGGGCAACUUCAGUGUCCUCCGCCUGGGAAACGCCUUCCACCUCAGAGGAGCCAUACACACCUUCUUCCAAGGUGCCUGGUGCUACCAAGCUGCCAGGCUCCUGGGAGGCAUCUGAGGCCCCUGACAUCAGUGGCGACUUUACAGGCAGUGGAGAAGCUCCAGGAGCCACUGCAAGCGGACUGCCCUCUGGAGACCUUGACUCCAGUGGUCUCACCUCCACAGUAGGCUCAGGUCUGCCCUCGGGACAUGGAGACAGAAUUGAGUGGUCCAGCACUCCUACUGUUGCUGGGUUGCCUUCUGGAGCCGAGGACCUAGAGGGCUCUGCCUCUGGUGUAGGGGACCUCGGUAGGCUUCCUUCUGGAAGGGAAGUUCCAGAGACUUCUGCCUCUGGAAUUGGAGAAGUCAGUGGACUUCCUUCAGGAAGUGAAGGUCUAGAAGUUUCUGUUUCUGGAGUAGGGGAAGUCAGUGGAUUUCCUUCAGGAGAAGAAGGUCUAGAGACCUCUACCUCUGCAGUAGGGGAAGUCAGUGGACUUCCUUCAGGAGAAGAGGGUCUAGAGACCUAUACCUCUGGAGUAGGGGAAGUCAGUGGGCUUCCUUCUGCAGAAGAUAUAGAGAUUUCCACCUCUGGAAUAGGGGAAGUCAGUGAACUUCCUUCUAGAGGAGAAGGUCUAGAAACUUCUGCUUCUGGAGUAGGGGAAGUCAGUGGACUUCCUUCUGGAGAAGGUCUAGAGACUUCUGCCUCUGGAGCAGAGGAAAUCAGUGGACUUCCUACUAUAGGAGAAGGUCUAGAAACUUCUGCCUCUGGAGUAGGGGAAGUCAGUGGGCUUCCUUCUAGAGGAGAUAUAGAAACUUCUGCCUCUGGAGUAGAAGUCAGUGGACUUCCUUCUGGAGGAGGUCUAGAGACUUCUGCCUCUGGAGUAGGUGAUCUCAGUGGUCUUCCUUCAGGAGAUCUAGAGACUUCAGCCUCUGGAAUAGAGGAUAUAAGUGUGCUUCCUACUGGAAGAGAAGGUCUAGAGACCUCUGCCUCUGGAGUGGAGGAUGUCAGUGGGUUUCCUUCUGGAGAAGAAGGUCUAGAGACUUCUGCCUCUGGAGUAGAGGAUAUCAGCAGACUUCCUUCUGGAGAAGGUCUAGAAACCUCUGUUUCUGGAGGAGGGGAUGACCUCAGUGGAUUUUCUUCUGGAAGAGAGAGUUUAGAGACCUCAGCUUUUGGAGAAGAGGACCUCAGUGGGUUGCCUUCUGGAAAAGAAGACUUGGUAGGGUCUGCUUCUGGAGACUUGGCCUUUGGCCGACUGCCUUCUGAAACUGUAGGAAGUGGACAAGCUCCAGACAAAAGUGGUCUUCCCUCUGGAUUUAGUGGUGAGUAUUCUGGAGUGGACUUUGGAAGUGGCCCAUCCUCUGGCCUGCCUGACUUUAGUGGACUUCCAUCUGGGUUCCCAACAGUCUCCCUAGUAGAUACUACACUGGUGGAAGUGUUCACAGCCACCAGUGCAAGUGAACUGGAAGGGAGGGGGACCAUUGGCAUCAGUGGCACUGGAGAAAUAUCUGGGCUGCCCUUUGAAGAGCUGGACAUUAGUGGAGGAACCAGUGGACUCCCUUUGGGAACUGAAGUCAGUGGCCAAGCAUCUGGAUCUCUUGACAUCAGUGGGGAAACAUCUGGAUUCUUUGGUGUUAGUGGACAGCCGUCGGGGUUUCCUGACAUCAGUGGGGGAACAUCUGGGAUUUCUGAGGUCAGUGGGCAGCCUUCAGAGAUUCCUUACUCCAGUGGGGAGACAUCUGGAGUGACUGAGCUCAGUGGACUCCCCUCCAUACAACCAGAUAUCAGUGGAGAAGCAUCUGGGGUUCUUUUUGGCAGUGGCCAAACAUUUGGCAUAACAGACCUGAGUGGAGAAACAUCCACAGGGCCUGAUCUCAGUGGACAGCCAUCAGGGCUGCCUGAGUUCAGUGGGACAACACCCAGAAUCCCUGACCUGUUUUCUGGUACCAUGAGUGGCAGUGGAGAAUCUUCUGGCAUUACAUUUGUGGACACCAGUUUGGUGGAAGUGACCCCUACUACAUUUAAAGAAGAAGAAGGCUUAGGGUCUGUGGAAUUCAGUGGCUUUCCUUCUAGGGAGACGGAUCUGUCAGGCACAUCUGGGGUAGUGGACAUCAGUGGACAGUCUUCUGGAACAAUCGGUUCCAGUGGGUUUAUAUCCCCAGCUCCAGAGUUCAGUGGCCUACCGAGUGGAGCAUCUGAGGUCAGUGGAGAAUUCUCUGGAGCUGAGGCUGGGAGCAGCCUGCCUUCAGGAGCAUAUGAUGGCAGUGGACUUCCAUCCGGGUUCCCCACUACCUCUCUUAUAGACAGAACCUUGGUGGAAUCUGUAACCCAGCAUCCAACAGCCCAAGAAGCUGGAGAGGGGUCUUCAGGCAUUUUGGAACUUAGUGGUGCUCAUUCUGGAGCACCAGAAGUGUCUGGAGACCAUUCUGGAAUUUUGGACCAAAGUGGACUCCAGUCUGGGGUGAUAGAACCCAGCAGAGAGCCACCAAGUACUCCAUAUUUUAGUGGGGACUUUUCCAGCACUGCUGAUAUAAGUGGAGACUCCUCUGCAGCCACCAGCAGCAGCAGGGAGGCCUCAGGACUUCCAGAAGUCACGUUAAUCACUUCUGAGUUAGUGGAGGGUGUGAUGGAAGCAACUGUUUCCCAGGAAUUCGGCCAAAGACCCCCUGUGACAUACAAACCCCAGCUUUUUGAGCCCAGUGGGGAAGCCUCUGCAUCUGGGGACAUUGGUGGGACAACAGCAACAUUUCCCAGCUCUGGAGUAGAAGCAUCGUCAGUCUUGGAAGGCAACAGUGAGUCCUCUGCCUACCCUGAGGCUGGUGUGAGGGCACCUGCUGUCCCUGAGGCCAGUGGAGAGGCGUCUGGGUCCCCUGAUUCAAGUGAAACCACCUCUGCCCUCCACGAAGCAGAUCUUGAUAGAGCCUCAGGCCUGGGUGUGAGCAGCAGCCCCUGGACCUUUCUGGGAGGCCCCCAGGAGGGGUCAGCUGCCCCAGAAGUCAGGGGGGAGUCAACCACCACCUCUCAAGUGAUCACAGAGGCUUCGGGUGCACCUUUGGCCACUCCCGUGGCUUCUGGAGACAGGACUGAAAGUAGCGGAGACCUGUCUGGUCACAGCUCAGGGAUGGAUGUCACCAUCAGCACCAGCGCCCCAGAGACCCAGUGGACCCAGCAGCCCAAGCACCCUGGAGAGGUCCAUCUAGAAAUGGAGUUCUCCAGCCCUUUGUACUCGGGAGGAGAGACCCACACAGCCGAAACGGCCACCUUCCCCACAGACGCUGCUGUUCCCACUUCUUCGGAGGGAUCCGGUGAAGCAGAAAGCACCAUUGCAGACCAGGAGAUGUGCGAGGAGGGCUGGACCAAAUUCCAGGGCCACUGCUACCGCCACUUCCCUGACCGUGAGACCUGGGCAGAGGCCGAGAGGCGGUGUCGGGAGCACCAGUCACACCUCAGCAGCAUCAUCACCCCCGAGGAGCAGGAGUUUGUCAACAGAAAUGCUCAGGACUACCAGUGGGUCGGCCUGAAUGACAGGACUAUUGAAGGGGAUUUCCGCUGGUCAGAUGGACAUCCUUUGCAAUUUGAGAAGUGGCGUCCCAACCAGCCGGACAACUUCUUUGCCACAGGAGAGGACUGUGUGGUGAUGAUCUGGCACGAGAAGGGCGAGUGGAACGAUGUCCCCUGCAAUUACCACCUGCCUUUCACGUGUAAAAAGGGCACAGUGGCCUGCAAAGACCCCCCUGUGGUGGAGCAUGCCAGGACCCUGGGGCAGAAGAAGGACCGGUAUGAGAUCAACUCCCUGGUUCGGUACCAGUGCACAGAGGGCUUUGUCCAGCGCCAUGUCCCCACCAUCCGGUGCCAGCCCAGCGGGCACUGGGAGGAGCCUCGGAUCACCUGCACAGACCCCACCACCUACAAGCGCCGACUACAGAAGCAGAGCUCCCGGCAAAGCCCUCCGAGCUUGGGCCACUGAGAGGAGCCUCAGGCAUUGCCCAGGAUGCUGAGCCCAGGAGCCCACCAGGCUGACCAGACCGCGCAUCUCCCCCCAAUGGUGUCCUCUUCUUGUUGCUUUUUGUCUUAUAAGGAAUCCCAUUAAAGAAGGAAAAACCAAAUCCCACAUUGUGCAUGCACCCACCCACCCCCAAAUCUCCAAAACCACAUCUAAUUUGUCCCCAAAACCCAAAGCAAAGCAAGCUCAUCACAACCCGUGGACUGAGAGGAGAGACAUUUCUUCAAUCUCCCGUCGUGCCUUUCCAGGGACAAGCGCAGGGACAGGGGGAGCAGGGAAGGGGUUAAGUUAAAUAAAGAAGAUUAUUUUUUGUUCCCUGACUUUAUCCAAGAGCAGUGCAAUGGUUGGUCAUUUCACCUCCAGGAAGAGCUAGGGCGGAAGGAGUGGGUGGAAAGGAUCUGGAAGGGGCUGGGGCUGAGUCUGAGGCCAGAAGGACUCAGACCCUACCACCGCAGCUGAAUGUAGGGGACACAAGGAGCCAGGAAGGUCGCACCAUCUGGAACAAGAGAAGCCUGGGGGCCCAGUGACAGGAGAGAGCCCCAUCAGAAGGAUCUUCCGCAAUGCCGGGGUCACCUUCCCUCCAAGGGUCCCCCCUCCAGUGUCCUCUCACCCAGUCAGCCACCCUAGCAGGUGUCAUCUCUCGGCAGGGCUGGGUGGGGGCACAUCCUUCCCAGGGGGCGUGCAGCCCUGCCCCUCCCCUCCCCCCUCCCCGGGACGGUGCAGGCACCAGGGUUCCGUGCACCUAUUUAUAUUUUUGAAAAACUAAAGAUUAUGAUAAUUAUAAUAAUAAAGACAUUG